CUGCUAGUGAUACUGCCUCCUGUAUCUUUAUAUAUACAAAAUAUAGAUAUCGUUCAAAUAGCUAUAUAUACAGUUAUACCUUCUUUUCUAUACGAAUCUGUAUAUACAACGAUCUCCCUGUCGUUGAUCACAGCCUCUUCGGGAUCGCUUGUUAAGUAAUAUUGGUAAAAGAUAAACUUGCAGUAUACAUAACAGUACAUACCCAUCGCAAUACCUUUACAUUCAUAUUUACAUAUACAUAUAUAAAUACACAAUAGAUACAUCAUGUCGACAAGUUUGCAGAAGCAAUUGCAAAAAAUCGCUGGAUCGGCUACGGCAGUCCAUCGUAGUGCCUCGAAAAAGCAGGUCUCAUUCCUCUACGACAAUACUAAUGAUAUUGUUAACACAGAUCUUGAGACUAUCUACGCGAUGGCUCUGAACGGAUUGGCGGAGUUGAACACUUAUGACAAUGCGUUUGCCGAAUUCGAACGCACACUCUUCUCACAGAAAGGUAAAGGUAUGGAGAGGCUGCAGCUGACUAAUGACGAACACGACACUCUGAACAAACAAAUCGAGGACUUUCUGUCGCUCUUGACUCCAUACUUUCUCCAGCGAGCUGCCCACAAACCCCUGGAGUACCUGAUCCGCAAGUUCCGCAUCCACGUACACAACGUGGGGGCCAUACUGUCGAGCAUAGUCCUGUACCACGAGACGGCUGCCUUUGUCCGUAUGGUCCGAAUCCUGGACCUCCAGACCACCAAAAAUGGAUCGCGCAACUGGUGUUGGUUAGAGACAGUGCAGAAGGAGAAGAGGCCCUUGUCCAAACAGGCAUGGGUAGCGGAGUGCACGCGAGAUCCCUCUCUGUUGUUGGUGGUAGGGGAGAUAGCUCAGAAUACGACGUCGUCGAAACUGAAUCGGGACACAGCCGCCGUGAGUUUCUGGGCCGCGAGCGUAGUAUCGGUCAUUGAUAGUGCACCAGCGGUUAAUGAAGCCUUUCUGGGCCCUAUGCUACAACAAGUGGUGGCUGCCAUUGAGUCGAGUAACGCCAACUACAACGCUGCGGGGUGUAUAGUUCUCAGUGCUCUUUCGUCGCGAGUGAGUAUUGCCGCCAAACCGCUCCAGAUGUUGCUGAAAACGAUUGGCAAGAGCAUCACAGCAGUCAACUACAAGACGAGUGUCAUCUGUAUUGCGUACAUAUGCCGGUCGCAAAACGUUCAGUCGCUGCCCACUGCCGUGGUCGAGAAGGUGGUGGCGUUAGAUCAACACGUUAAUGAACAGGGGGGAUCGGUGGUUUCCUUAUUUGGCAAUCAGCUCAAGAAUGGCGGGGAAACCUUCCUGCUACUACUCAUCAGUCGCCUCGCAGGCAAGAUCUCACUCGGAGAGGGAGACUGUGACAUGCAGUCUCUGGUACACACUCUGCACCGCCUGAUCAGUCUGGUAAAAAUGCCCACCGAGGUUAGUGCACACGUGACCACCCUUAUCCUGCAACGUGCCGUGGACCUGCUUCGGAUCGAGGGUGUUGUAACGAACAUCCUGUCACAGGUAAUGGUGGAGCGGGAGGUGGAGGUGAAGCUACAGCCCACUGUGAAGCUGCUGGCGACUAAGUACCCCACGCAGAUGGAUGCUGCUAUCAAUCUGUUGCUCAAGAAUGCCGACCCGGCCGCGUUCCGCUUUAUCUCAAAGUGCUUUGCGGGAUCCAGACACCAGCCGAUGCAGUUGUCGGCCGAGGAGCCCAACACCACUAAUGGUGAGACGAACCCUGAUGAGAGUACCAAAAUCGAAUACGGAAGUUUGUUGACCUGCCUUGAACAUCCCCAGGCUGUGAUUCGUCUACAAACAGUCAACUAUCUGCGGACUAUGGACAAGCGCGUCAUCACAGAGUCCGAGCAACAUCACCUGAUUCGCGCGCUCUCCAAUCGAAUCGAGGAUGAAGACACCAAGGUAGUGAUCGGUGCGUUAGAGGCACUGGCCUUCUUACUCAAACUACGGUUCAAUCACGGCGUUAAGAAGCAAUCGCAUAAGUCACACAAGCCGUCUAAGAACGGUGUGGUAGUGGCCACAGAAGACCCGGCUGAGCUAGCUGCGAAGGAGCAGAUGAUAGUGGAUCUGAGGGAGAGUCUCUUGCGCUGUGUGUACAGCGGCGCUAAUGCUGUGGUAGUCACGAAAGCCGCCGACGUUCUGUUCUUUGUGUAUCUGGGUGUGUACCGUAAGCAGUUGGAGACUGUGGCGCCGCAUGCGCUCGUGUGCUUGUUUGCCCACAACGACGCUCACUGUGCCCCCGCAGCCCGCGUGGCCAAAAUUCUCACCGAGGGAGCUAUAUUACAGAAAUCGCCGUGCUUUGCCGGAUUUACACCGGCUGUGUUUGAGACGUUUAAGAGCCCAACUGCCUCCACAGUACAUAAGAACGAUGCCGUGAUUGCGGCCCUCUCUGCGACCAUCAAGGCGAAUCCUACUCUGGGAGUAGAUCUCUUUACUCUGUGCGAGCAGACGCGCACCUCUACAGAUGCGAAUGCGAAAGCGAUGCACAGUAAACUCAGGUUUAUUCUGCUACUAGCCUCAGGCGGCAGUAUCCCACACCUAGUAACCACUUCACCCAAGUAUGUGGAGAAGACCCUUCGGUUUAUCGAACAGGAGCUGGCCGUCGCAACCAAUCAGAACGCCACAAACGCCAAUGUAGGUAAGUCGAAGGUCAAGAAAAUCAAGGCGACGAAGUUGACUAAGGCGGUGAUGUCGGUGCUUGACAGAGACUCGGGCGCUGUUCCAGACUACGCCGUGUUGCAGACCAUUCUGCUGUGCACGCUCCAGCGCAUCAUCACCAAGACGGCCCUCGGCGGCAACGACGAGCAUGCAGUCAUGCUGCUGUGGCGCGUGUUCUCUCUAACAGCAAGUGUGGACUCGCGUCACAUGAGCGACGCCGUCCGCACGGCCGGGUUUCAACCCCUGCUGAUUGAGAUCUUUACCCGUAUACCAGCCCAGGCUGAGCUGUUGUUCCUAGCGUCGUCGUGGUUGAACGAGUCUAACACUGCGUCCAACACCAACGGGGUUGCGGUGCAUGUGCGUGCGCUGUCCAUAGCCCAUGCCUUCCUGCAGUCCUUAGCCAACAUGACCCAGGGCAGCGAAAAAGGGACCGGUCCUCUCCUGGAGAGUGUGGUUGUGUUUGUCCCGUCUCUGCUGGCCGUGUUGGUGUCUGAGACACCCGUGGUGCGGCAGCUAGCGCUCAAGUGCUUUGCGGCGAUUGAUACGAUCUUCACCAAGUCCACCGAGCAGAAGACCAUGCCCGACUACCCGGGCACCAAGGACAUCCAGGUUUCAUUGGGUGCUAUUAAUAGCACAGUCGUCUACCAAUCGCUGGCGAGCACGGUGUUUGCCCACAGCGGUGUCACGGGCUUGAAGGGGGUGUACGCUACGCAGUUGGUCAAGGAGAUUGUGGCGCAUCAGUUGGAGUUCCAGAACGAUGCCAAGUACCUGGCUACCUUUGCCUCGCAGGGAUUCACAUCGGCCCUCAAGGAGGGACAGACCAAGCCCAAACACGUGGGUAAGAAGUAUCAGGAGAGUGUAGCGCUCUUCAUAACCUCGUACACGUGCGCACUCAAAAAUCCUGUGCAGCAGUCGUUGUUACUCUCGGCUGUGGUGGCGCUGAAGAAUGGGGCGCUGGUACUGCCGUCGACCAUUGACCUGCUGCACCAGCUGGCUCAGAAGUGCAGCAGUGAUACCAUUGACCAGUCGGUAUGGGUGGGUAGUAAGCCAUGGAAUAAGGCCGGGCCAAAGCACCGACUGACCGUUGCGGAAGUGAGUGUGCUCGAAAUGUUGAUCAAACAGUUCGAUACUACGGUCGCUCCCAUGUUGACCAUAGUUGAUGACCUGACCCGAUUCUUGCUGGAUGCACUCAAAGGAUUCCCCGGCUACACCCACGGGCAAAUGGUAGCCGUGCGUGCUAUUACGCCCGAGAUGUUCGUAGAGGCGUCUGCCGAUGUACAGCAAGAUCUGGUGACCACUCUGUGUGGUGUAGUGCAGCAACGCCACAACUCCAACCACUGCAUCGUUGCAGCCAGGAAUGCGCUGGCACACCUCCCGCUGGACCACACGCACUUCAAGACGGAGAUUGAUCGCUCCGAGUUCGUGCGCUUGACCAACGAACACACAAGCCAAAUGCGUGACGUCGCUGGCGGAGUUGCUCCACAAAUGGGUAAGCGAAUCAGAAGCGACUCCGAAAGCACUGCUGUAGCCAAUCAGAAUCAGGCGGACGAAUCUGUCAUCCCAGCAGACAACCUACUCCAGCUGAGCACCAUACUAGAGGUGCUGCAGGCAAAGACGGACGUUGAAGGCGAGUACCGUCUCCUGGCCGAUCUCUUUGAUGUGAUUGGUCGCUGCAUUGAUCUGCAGCCUAUUUCGGCGGGGCACUUUGAAGUCGAGUCGGUGAAGCAGAGUGCGCUGUGUGCGGCGGUGGCUGUCUUCACACGCACUACCGAUGAGGCUCGCGAGCAGAACGACAAGGCCACUCUAGCCGAGAUCAAGAAGGCAGUGGACGUUGAGCUGAUCGUGCGCUGUGUGCGCAUGACCGAAAACCCUCAGACACACCACCACACGCUACAGUUACUAGCCCACAUCGCCGAUGUGUAUCCCAGCAUAGUGCUGCAUAACAUCAUGAGCAUCUUCACGUUUAUGGGGGACAAUGUGCUGCGCCAGGACGACAAUUAUAGCUUCCACAUCAUCAAGCAGAGUAUAGAGACGGUUAUACCACCCUUGAUCCGCAGCACGACGUUUACCAACGACCCUGUCAAGAGCAAAGUGCUGGUGCUGGAUAUUGUAAAGGUAUUCGUGGGUGCGUAUCAGCACAUGCCCCAGCAUCGCCGUCUGCGUCUGUUCACACACCUUCUGAGUACAAUCGGUGUCUCCGAGUACCUUGGUCUGGUCUCGGUGAUGAUGCUGGACACCCACGCGCUGACCGAAACCAAUCGUGCACAGCAAGACGCCGCCGGCAACCAUGGCAACGAGGAGAACAUCUCGGUCGAGGCUUUUGUCGCCCAGUUGAUCGCCCAGUUUGAUACGAAGGCUCAGCUGUCGGCGUUUGUUGUCAUGACGAGCUUUACCUGCGAGCUGCCCAACCACCGACCCGAGACUUCCCAUGAGAAGACGGCGUGGAAGCGUGACCACGCUAUCGAGAGCACUGUGUGUCCUCUAAUCACACGCAGUGAUUUGCAAAUCGCUCAGUUCAAAGGCAUUACCGUACAAGUGGUCGCUAAUAUUCUGGGCUCCAGGACCUUCUCCAUGUUUAGCUCACAGGCUAUGAAGGAACGCCAGCAAGAGAGCGAUCACAUGGACGAAGAUGAGGAGAGUCUGCAAGACCAGUACCUGCGCUUACUCGAGAGCAUCCUGACACUGUCACGUGUGGUCACAGAGCACAUGUCGCAUCUCAGCAGACAGAAGGGCGCCAGCAAGAAGCACACGCCCCUUACGCGGGCUUGGAAAGGCUGUUUGGACGCUGCCUUCCUGUGCAUGGAGUCGGUGAACAACUUACUGCCGCUGCCAAUGUUUGUGGAAGUGGUUAAGAAUCUGAUCCGCUUCGACGAUACCACCGUGCGAUGUAGAGCGUUGCGCUUGUUUGCACUGAAGGUGGAGGAGUUUAAGACACUCGAGGUUCAGACUAAGGACGAGAACGAACUUAUCCUGGAAGAGCCCGUACGCCCACACGGAGACAGCCAGGUCGACUCAGCCAUCCUGUUUGUGGGCAUGGUGGACCAUCUAGUGCAGUUAGUGGCGGAUAAGCACCCCUCAGGCGAUGGCAUUGUACAGGCCAACGUGGAUGGUAGCAGCAACACCAACAGCAUGAAGCAGAGCGCCAUGCUGAAUCUGGAGGUGCUCGCACAUCACUUUGCGUCUAAGUAUCCGGAACCCUUUGUACGGGCGUUGCCGGUGGUUAUCUCUCCGGCCGUCUUGCAGUCCGAAAGCUUGCACUUACAAGCAAGUGCAAUGGUGUGCUUGGGCUCGCUAAUCAAUGCACUUGGUACCAAGGUCAUGUCCAAGCUGCCCGUCUUCCUACCGCUUCUGCUCAACACCAUCCAGACGCAGAUCGACACCCGCAACACCACCGACCGGAGCAAGGCCGUCUUCGGUCCUACUUCACUGCUCCUGGUCAAAAGUGCACUGGUCGCAUUGUCCUCGUGUGUGGCUGUGUUGCCGCAGUUCAUCUCGAACAGACUGAGUGACAUCCUCAGUAUCGUUACGCACGAGGCGUUUGCCAAGAAGGACCUCUCGUCCGAAGAAUCCUUCGAGCUAUCACCCGCCAGCGGUACUGGCGCAGGUGAUGUGACUCAGAAGAUCUCUGACCUGCGUGACCAACUAGCUGUCGUACUGGCACCCCGAGUCAUACUACCAGCCUUAUACGCAUACUACACUAACGUCAACACGGCCCAGUUGCCGGCUCAGACCAAAGCGUACAGAGUGAUGGUGUGCGUGCGUAUGCUGAGCUCGGUCGUUGCUGGAAUGUCCCCAUCGGAUAUGCUGGUGCACUACAAGAGCCUGUUCAAGCUGCUUCUAACAGCGUUUGAGUUCUCUGAGGGGCGUGCGGGUGAGCAAGACGUUGUGCGUAACGUUUGGGUGGAUGAUGCGAGUGCCGACGCCUUUGUAGGCAUGGUCAUGAAGCUGUCGGAGACGUCGUUCAAGCCGUUAUUCCUGACGCUGGUUUCGUGGUACACGAAUACUAUGAAGGACUCGGCCAAGUUCCUGCUGAGAGGCCAGAUCUUCUGGCGUGUCCUGAAGAGGCUAUCAAGUACCCUCAAGACCAUCUUCGCCCCUUACAUCAAGCAUCUGGCAGCCCCGAUGGUGUCUGUGCUGAACAUGUACAACACAUCCAAGAGCAUGCCAAGCGAAGUGCGUGCACAACACGAGGUGGUGCCGGCGAUUUUGCACAGCCUGCUCUCGACCCUGCACAAUCUGUUCUUAUUCGAUAGCGCAUCGCCUAACACUGGGUCCAAGCGAAAGGUCUGUUUAUUGGGUUCUAUAGGGCAAAAGAAUAAAGGUGGAUCAAUAAGUGGUGAGGUGUUCAAGGAGAUACAUGAAUCGGUCCUACAUCAGUUGGAGAACGACAUUGGUGGUCUAGAAGCCACGCAACAACGUAACGCGCUACUGACUGAGGUAAUUGGACAAUUCGCUGUAACAAUUGCUGAUGAUGAUAUGUGGAAGACACUCAACAACAAGCUGCUGCUGAUGACAAGACAUCACGAAACAUCGGUGCGCGCUGCCGCUCUGACUGUGGAGAAGGAGCUGUACUCGCGAUUGGGCGAAGAGUUCUUAUUAUUGUUACCUGAAACUAUUCCGUUCUUGGCUGAGGCUAUGGAAGAUGAUUCCGCCGAGGUGGAAAGCAAGGCACAGGAGGUGAUCUCUACUAUCGAAUCUUUCUUAGGUGAAUCACUGCAGAAGUAUUUCUAAGAUGGUAGAUGAUAUAAUAAAACUUAGUUGAAAAUGUA
Sphaeroforma arctica JP610 is the source of this 7445-nucleotide messenger RNA. RefSeq lists its product as hypothetical. Gene Ontology annotation, biological process: maturation of SSU-rRNA from tricistronic rRNA transcript (SSU-rRNA, 5.8S rRNA, LSU-rRNA); positive regulation of transcription by RNA polymerase I. The coding region runs from base 265 to 7407 and encodes 2380 amino acids. Lineage: Eukaryota; Ichthyosporea; Ichthyophonida. Gene Ontology annotation, cellular component: 90S preribosome; small-subunit processome; t-UTP complex. The record is from RefSeq and is a predicted model, not a curated record. Gene Ontology annotation, molecular function: snoRNA binding. The transcript has 31 exons.